This is a messenger RNA of Diprion similis, 2257 nucleotides long. Its product is annotated as pseudouridine-metabolizing bifunctional protein C1861.05. The record is from RefSeq and is a predicted model, not a curated record. Bases 36 to 2195 code for a protein of 719 amino acids. Gene Ontology annotation, molecular function: pseudouridylate synthase activity. Lineage: Eukaryota; Metazoa; Arthropoda; Insecta; Hymenoptera; Diprionidae. The transcript is spliced from 9 exons.
UACAUACGUUUACAUACCUUUACCUAGGAAUAUUUAUGCGCAUAAUUGAGAUAAUAAUAAUAUUAGUAACUAGUAAUACUGACCACGUGUGUUUCAUCAUGCUUCGUGCAUUUUGUAGCGUUCGUACAUUUUCCACAAUAUCAACGUUUAAGAAGUGUUCAGUGAACUGUAGGAGAUUCGGUACUGAAACUAAAACUCUAGUUUAUAGCGAUGAAGUGUUAGAAGCUAAGAAAAAUGAUACUCCGAUUGUCGCGUUGGAAUCAACUAUAAUCACACAUGGCAUGCCUUAUCCCGAUAAUUUAGAAACAGCUUUAAGAGUUGAAGAUGUUGUCAGAAACCAGGGAGCAGUGCCAGCGACAAUAGGAGUUUUGGAUGGCAAAGUAUGUGUUGGUAUUAAUAGGGAAGGCUUGGAAAGGCUCUCUGUAAGUGAACGAGCAAAGACUGUUAAAUGUUCACGCAGAGAUUUCCCCUUUGUCAUUGCAAACAAGCUGAACGGUGGUACUACAGUCAGUGGAACAAUUCUAGUUGCAAAUAUAGCAAAUAUUCCAAUCAUGGCUACCGGAGGUAUUGGAGGAGUACAUCGUUAUGCUGAAUUAACAUUUGAUGUCAGUGCUGAUCUUACGGAACUGGGCCGCACACCAGUUGCAGUCGUUUGUGCCGGAGUUAAGGCAAUUCUUGAUAUUCCCAAAACCCUAGAGUUCUUGGAGACUCAAGGAGUUCCUGUAGUAACGGUAGGGGAUGGGAAUACAUUUCCAGCAUUCUAUUGCCGUGAGACAGUAAACAAAAUAAAAUCUCCUUAUCGUGUUGCUAGUCCUAAAGAUGCAGCAAAUUUGAUCAAGGCGCACAGAGAACUUGCUCUUGAUGGCGGAAUUUUGUUUGCUGUACCAAUCCCUGAAGAGUAUUCCCUAGAUCCUGGGGAAAUGGAAACUGCUAUCAAAACGGCGUUGAGAGAUGCAGAGCAUAAAAAUAUCACAGGAAAAGAUGCGACUCCAUUUCUUUUGCAAAGGCUGACUGAAAUCACUGCGGGACAAUCCCUUCGGUCUAAUAAGGGAUUAAUUGAAAACAAUGUAAAAGUAGCAGCCGAGAUGGCAGUUCAUCUUUCUAUCAUCAAGAAUGCACAAAACAGCAGUCAAAAUAUUGAGACAGUACCAAGGAGUGAGAAAUCUGGGCCUAUAGUAAUUGGUGGGGCAAUUCUGGAUACAGUUGUGCAGUUAGCUGAACCAUCGAUAAAUUUUGAUGGAAGAACCCACGACGGAAAGAGCCGUGAGAGUUGUGGGGGUGUCGGCCGAAAUGUUGCUGCUGCUUUGAUCAACUUAGGAGUUAAAGAAACUAAGUUAUUAUCCGUUGUUGGGGAUGACAAUCCGGGAAAGACUCUAAGACAAAGCCUCCAGGGUAGGGAUGGCAUGGUGGAAGUACGAAAAGAUGUUAACACGGCUAGAUAUGUGGCAGUGCUUGAUUCUGUUGGGGAAUGCAAAUUCGGAAUUGGUGAAAUGACAGCUCACGAAGCAAUUUCCCCAGACCUUGUUCAAAAGUAUCGUUCUCAGCUGGAGAAAGCUGCAAUAUUAGUCCUGGAUGGCAAUCCACCAUUGGCAACAAUUCUGGAAGUUUUGAGCAUAGCUGCCCCACUUACCAUUCCAGUUUGGUACGAGCCAACCGAUUUGAGAAAAGCAACAAAGAUUUUUCAAACUAAUGACUACUGGAAAAAUUGUCUUCACUUCAUUUCACCCAACCAGAACGAAUUGAUCGCUAUUGCAAGAUAUUUCAACAUUUCUGUACCUCUUAACUCUGAAAAUUUGGAUCUGGAGACAGUAAUGAAAAUUGCAGCACAGGUUGCUCAACAUGUUCCAGUUGUUCUGACAACGCUUGGCUCUCAAGGGUUACUGGUCUCUCGAAAGGCAGACAUGAUUGAACCAUUUUACAAUGGAGACAGGCAAUUGAUACAUCACGAUAGUGCCGAAGUUCAGACACGACUGUAUCCUCCAAUAUCUCUUUCUACCGACAGUCAGGAAAGAAUAGUCAGUGUUAGCGGUUGCGGAGACUGCCUAGUCGCAGGUGUAAUUCGUGGGAUCCAGGAGGGAUUGGACGAAACUAGCUGUGUGAGACUGGCUCUGAAAGCUGCGUCCAUUUCCCUUACGUCCUUUGAUCCCGUUCCAGCUUCACUUUCUUCCAUCAAAAUGUCUAAAUAUUCCAGUUAAAAUAAUGAUCUGAGUUUGCAGUAAUGAAGUACACAUAAUUUAGUCUACUUUGUGAUCUGCAU